This is a messenger RNA of Vidua chalybeata, 489 nucleotides long. Its product is annotated as bolA-like protein 2. Bases 41 to 307 code for a protein of 88 amino acids. The transcript has 3 exons. Lineage: Eukaryota; Metazoa; Chordata; Aves; Passeriformes; Viduidae. The record is from RefSeq and is a predicted model, not a curated record. Gene Ontology annotation, biological process: intracellular iron ion homeostasis. Gene Ontology annotation, molecular function: 2 iron, 2 sulfur cluster binding. Gene Ontology annotation, cellular component: nucleus; cytosol.
CACGCCUCGCGGAGCGGAAGUGACGCCAGCGGAAGCGGAAAUGGAGCCGCCCACAGCGGAGGAGCUGCGGCAGCGGCUCCAGGAGCGGCUCCAGGCCGAGCACGUGGAGGUGCGGGACAACCCCCAGCUGUGCCCCGGAAGUUUCCGCCUCGUCGUCGUUUCCGGAACUUUCCGCGGCCUCAAAACCCUCCAGAGGCACCGGCUCGUUAACGAGGCGCUGAAGGAGGAGCUGGGCCAGAUCCACGCCCUGGAGCUGCGCACGCUGACGCCCGAGCAGUGGGAGGCGGAGCGCGCCUCAUUAGCAUAAAUUUGCAUGCCGCCUCUUCCACCCCCGCUCCGUUUACAUGGAUUUGAAUAAAUUAGCGUGGCCUUGCUCUGAUUGGUUGAGGCCGCGUCCCUCGUCAGGGCCUUAAAUGGAGGCGGAAGGGGGUGAAGUUAACGCUCGUUUGCAUAAAUUUGCAUAAAGGCAAUAAACAUUCCUUAUUUGCA